AUGGACGACAGCCCUUUCGAGCCCCGGGCGAGAAGAAAAGUUGAGAAUAAAAGCCACCCCUUGCCGCCGACCGCAGCCACCAAGAGUCGCCGAAAAUCGCCGCCGCUUGCCGAAGUCACCGGAACCCGUCCCGAGCCCAAACGCACGCAGUGGAGAGCACAGGCCCGCAACCGCACGCAGCUGAGCUUCGUGAACAGGUCCCAGCCGCGACGCCCAGCUCCUUCGCGCAUCACGUGCACGCUGAUCCCGUUAAUCCUGCUCGUGUUCUGCGUGAUCCGACGUCCGUGUUCCACGCGUCCGACAGACCUCGCUCGACCAGAACUCCUCGCGCCCAUAGGAGACAUCCCGAGCACGCCCGCGUGA
Molecule: messenger RNA, 363 nt
Organism: Striga asiatica
Lineage: Eukaryota; Viridiplantae; Streptophyta; Magnoliopsida; Lamiales; Orobanchaceae
Source: the annotation of a GenBank genome assembly